Molecule: messenger RNA, 8715 nt
Organism: Clarias gariepinus (North African catfish)
Lineage: Eukaryota; Metazoa; Chordata; Actinopteri; Siluriformes; Clariidae
Gene: kif1b
Product: kinesin family member 1B
Exons: 49
Coding region: 330-5768 (1812 amino acids)
Biological process (GO): microtubule-based movement
Molecular function (GO): microtubule binding; ATP binding; microtubule motor activity
Source: RefSeq, a predicted model, not a curated record
UUAGUAAAUCAAGGCAUUCGAGCAUAAUCUCAAAUUAGCUAGAGGAGCGUUUUUUUUCCCGGCACCAGCAUCCAUCCAUCCGUCAGAGAAAACUAAAUAACAUUUAACGCAGCCGAGCGGAGGAAGAAACUGCGAGAAUGGAUGUGUAUAGAGUUAUGAAAUGGUUAUCAGUCGGUUUACUCUGAUCAUCGCUCCCUGACGCUGGUAGACGUCAAUACAGUUUUCGCAUCUGCCUUGUUUUUCUGGAGUCAUUCUAGAUUCGGAGGGGAUUAUCGAGGUAUCAAUUCAGCGUUGCGUAGCGACGAGGCACAGGCCUGAAGAGUCUAACCAUGUCUGGGGCCUCGGUGAAAGUGGCAGUCAGGGUGCGUCCCUUCAACUCGAGGGAGACCAGCAAAGAAUCCAAAUGCAUUAUUCAGAUGCAAGGCAACUCUACCACUAUAUUGAAUCCCAAAAACCCCAAAGAAGCACCAAAGUCUUUCAGCUUUGACCACUCGUACUGGUCGCACACCACGACGGACGACCCCUGCUUUGCGUCCCAGAACCAGGUGUACAAUGACAUCGGGAAGGAGAUGCUGCAGCACGCCUUCGAAGGCUAUAACGUUUGCAUCUUUGCUUACGGCCAGACCGGUGCUGGCAAGUCCUACACGAUGAUGGGAAAGCAGGAAGAAGGACAGGAAGGCAUCAUCCCUCAGCUCUGUGAAGAACUCUUUGAGAAAAUCAAUGACAACAACAAUGACGAUAUCUCUUAUUCAGUGGAGGUGGCAUACAUGGAAAUUUACUGUGAACGAGUGAGGGACCUGCUGAACCCCAAGAACAAAGGGAACCUCCGUGUAAGGGAGCAUCCUCUACUCGGACCGUACGUCGAAGACCUGUCCAAACUGGCUGUUACCUCUUAUACAGACAUCGCAGACCUCAUGGAUGCUGGUAACAAGGCCAGGACCGUGGCUGCCACUAACAUGAACGAGACCAGCAGUCGCUCGCAUGCCGUCUUCACCAUCGUCUUCACACAAAGGAAGCAUGACAACGAGACGGACCUGUCCACAGAAAAGGUCAGCAAGAUCAGCCUGGUGGACCUGGCAGGCAGUGAGCGCGCUGACUCGACUGGGGCCAAAGGCACGCGUCUGAAGGAAGGUGCAAACAUCAACAAAUCUCUGACUACCCUUGGAAAGGUCAUCUCUGCCUUGGCUGAGGUGGAUAACUGUACCAGCAAGAGCAAGAAGAAAAAGAAGACGGAUUUCAUUCCUUACCGAGAUUCUGUUCUCACGUGGCUCCUGAGAGAGAAUUUGGGUGGGAACUCGAGGACGGCUAUGGUGGCUGCUCUGAGCCCUGCUGACAUUAACUAUGAUGAAACCCUAAGCACCUUGAGAUACGCCGACAGAGCCAAGCAGAUCAAGUGCAAUGCCGUGAUCAACGAAGACCCCAACGCCAAGCUGGUGCGUGAGCUGAAGGACGAAGUCACCCGCUUGAAGGACCUUCUCAGGGCCCAGGGUCUCGGAGACAUCCUGGACAGGACUUUAGGCAUCGACAGCUGCGGGGACGGCUACGACCUGAAAGAUAUUCACAACAGUCAGCAUAGAUACUUGCUUGCUUCAGAGAACCAACGGCCUGGCCAUCUCUCCACAGCGCCUAUGGGUUCCCUCACAGCCUCGCCGUCGUCCGGGUCUCUGUGCAGCCCCACGGGCCUGCAGUCCGUCUGCAGCAUCCAGGAGCGCAUCAUGUCCACUCCCGGAGGAGAAGAGGCCAUCGAGAGGCUGAAGGAAUCUGAGAAGAUCAUAGCAGAGCUGAAUGAGACGUGGGAGGAGAAGCUGAGGAAGACCGAGGCUAUACGGAUGGAGAGAGAGGCUUUAUUGGCAGAGAUGGGAGUUGCGAUCCGGGAGGACGGGGGAACCCUGGGUGUCUUCUCUCCUAAAAAGACCCCUCACCUGGUUAACCUGAACGAGGAUCCUCUCAUGUCAGAAUGCCUGCUGUACUACAUCAAAGACGGCGUUACAAGGGUGGGUCAGGCUGAUGCAGAGAGAAGGCAAGAUAUUGUUCUGAGCGGAGCGCAUAUCAGAGAGGAGCACUGCAUCUUCCGCAGCGAGCGGAACGCCAACGGAGACGUCAUAGUUUUGCUGGUGCCAUGUGAAGGCUCGGAGACGUAUGUGAAUGGCAAGUGUGUGAACGAUGCUGUGCAACUGCGCUCAGGUAAUCGCAUCAUCAUGGGGAAGAACCAUGUGUUCCGCUUUAACCACCCUGAGCAGGCGCGAGCUGAGCGGGAGAAGACGCCAACAGCUGAGACGCCCGUGGAGCCUGUGGACUGGACCUUUGCCCAGAGAGAACUUCUGGAGAAGCAGGGCAUCGACAUGAAGCAGGAGAUGGAGAAGAGGCUUACAGAGAUGGAGAUCCUCUAUAAAAAAGAGAAAGAGGAGGCUGAUCAGCUACUUGAGCAACAGAGACUGGUCUAUGAGAGCAAGCUUCAAGAACUACAAAAGCAGGUGGAGCAAAUAGCAGAAACUCCCGAUGAAGAGGAGGAGGAAGAGGAAGAGGAGGAAGUGCCGUGGACACAGCAUGAGUUUGAACUUGCUCAGUGGGCCUUCAGAAAGUGGAGGUACCACCAGUUUACCUCACUGAGAGACCAGCUCUGGGGAAAUGCAGUAUACCUAAAGGAAGCCAAUGCCAUCAGUGUGGAGCUCAAAAAGAAGGUCCAGUUCCAGUUUGUUCUUCUGACAGACACGCUAUACUCUCCACUUCCCCCUGAGCUUUUGCCUUCCGAGCCAGAGAAGGCGCGUGACUCCAGGACUUUCCCUCGUACCGUGGUUGCUGUGGAGGUCCAGGACCUGAAGAAUGGAGCUACUCACUACUGGUCUCUGGAGAAGCUCAAGCAGAGGCUUGAUCAGAUGCGAGAAAUGUACGACCGCGCAGGAGAAAUGGCUUCCUCCAAUCAGGAGGAUGGGGAGGGACCCCUGACCGGCAGUGACCCUUUCUACGAUCGCUUCCACUGGUUCAAGCUAGUGGGAAGCUCACCAAUCUUCCAUGGCUGCGUGAACGAGCACCUGGCUGACCGCACGCCCUCGCCCACCUUCUCCACGGCCGACUCGGAUAUCACAGAGCUAGCGGACGAAAGGCAGAGUGAGAUGGACGAUUUCAUGGACGAUGAAGCCUUCGUGGACGACACCAGCUCUGACGCGGGCACUGAGGAAGGAUCAGACAUAUUCAGCGAUGGCCACGACCCGUUCUAUGACCGCUCGCCCUGGUUCACUCUCGUGGGCAGAGCAUUUGUGUACUUGAGUAAUCUGCUGUAUUCCGUGCCCCUGGUGCACCGUGUGGCCGUAGUGACCGAGAAAGGAGAGGUGCGCGGGUUUCUGCGCGUUGGGGUCCAGGCCAUCGCAGCUGACGAGGAGGCUCCUGAUUACGGCUCCGGAGUCCGUCAGUCUGGCACAGCCAAAAUCUCAUUCGAUGACGAGUAUUUCAAAAAGACUGAAUUUUCAUCCGUAGCAUUAACCCAUUCUGGCCUUUCUAUGGAGGAGUUGCGUAUUGUUGAAGGCCAAGGACAAAGUUCGGAGGUCAUCAGCCCCUCUGAGGAGAUGAACAGAAUAAAUGACAUGGAUCUGAAAAUGGGCAAUGUAGAUGGUAAGCUGGGCCAAUCAGAUGGCGUGAUUGGUCAGCUGGAGGUGGGCAGUGUCUUCACUUUCCGCGUCACUGUUCUGCAGGCCAGUGGCAUCCCACCAGAAUACGCAGACAUCUUCUGCCAGUUCAACUUCCUCCAUCGUCAUGAUGAGGCUUUCAGUACCGAACCACUGAAGAACUCAGGCAAAGGCUCCCCGCUGGGCUUUUACCACGUCCAGAAUAUUUCCGUCGAGGUCACAGAGUCCUUUAUCGAGUACAUCAAGAGCAAGCCGAUCGUGUUUGAAGUGUUCGGACAUUACCAGCAGCACUCGCUGCACCGCCACGGCCAGGAUGCAAUCAGCCCUGCACAGCCUUCCAGGAAGUACUACCCUCCACCCAUGCCUCUGUCUAAACCAGUUCCAGCCACCAAGCUGAACACCAUUAGCAAGUCGAACCUGGGCCAGUGUGUAAGCAAGUACGACCUGCUGGCCUGGUUUGAGAUCAGUGAACUGGAACCAACUGGAGAGUAUAUCCCGGCUGUAGUGGACCACACCGGAGGUCUUCCGUGUCAUGGCACUUACUUACUGCACCAGGGUAUCCAGCGUAGAAUCACAGUGACACUAAUCCACGAGAAGGGCAGUGAACUCCACUGGAAGGAUGUCCGGGAGCUGGUGGUCGGUCGGAUCAGGAACAAGCCUGAGGUAGACGAUACUGCGGCAGAUGCAGUGCUCUCUCUUAACAUCAUCUCCGCCAAAAACAUGAAGUCCUCCCAUAACUCCAACAGAACAUUUUACCGAUUCGAGGCUGUGUGGGACAGCUCGCUGCACAACUCUCUGCUGCUCAACCGUGUCACUCCCUAUGGAGAAAAGAUUUAUAUGACCCUGUCUGCAUACCUGGAGCUUGACCACUGCAUCCAGCCUGCCAUCAUCACCAAAGACAUUUGCAUGGUGUUCUACUCCAGAGAUGCUAAGAUCUCACCUCCACGCUCUCUGAGGAACCUGUUUGGCAGCGGCUAUUCUAAAACCCCUGAUUGCAAUAGAGUGACCGGGAUUUAUGAGCUCAGCCUGUGCAAGAUGGCUGACACAGGAAGCCCAGGCAUGCAGAGGCGAAGAAGGAAAGUUCUGGACACAUCAGUGGCGUAUGUUCGUGGGGAGGAGAACCUGGCUGGGUGGAGGCCCAGAGGAGACAGUCUGAUCCUCGAGCACCAGUGUGAGCUUGAGAAACUUGAACAGCUGCACGAGGUGGAGAAAACGCGUCACCUCUUGCUGCUGCGGGAGAAACUCGGAGAGUCAGUUCCUCAGAAGUGUCCGAGCGAGUCUCUUUCCCCAAGCCACAGCAGCGGCACCCUGAGUACUUCGACCAGCAUCUCCUCGCAGAUCUCCUCCACCACCUUCGAGAGCGCCAUCACACCCAGCGAGAGCAGUGGAUAUGACUCAACCGACAUUGAGAGUCUGGUGGACCGUGAGAAGGAAUUGGCCACUAAGUGCCUGCGCCUCUUGACUCACACGUUUAACAGUGACUAUAACCAGAUGUGCAACAGCAUAAGCGCCUGCCAGCUGUCUGAUAUUUCACCCAUGGGCCGUGAUCCAUCAGUCACCAGUCUCAGCAGUGCCACCCUUACCCCGUCCUCCACCUGCCCCUCUCUGGCAGACUCUCGCUGUGGUUUGGAUCAGAAGACUCCUGAGCCCAACUCCCGUGCCACCAGCCCGUCAUGCUCAGACUAUGAGAACUUUCCCAUGGUGCCAACCGUGGAGACGUCAUACCUGGCUCGUGCUGGCAAACAUGAGUUCCUCAACCUGGUACCCGAUAUUGAGGAGAUGAGGCCUGGCUCUGUGGUGUCUAAGAAGGGAUACCUGAGCUUCAUGGAGCCACGCUCGAACUCCUGGGUGAAACACUUCGUGGUAGUACGUCGCCCAUAUGUGUUCAUCUACAACAGUGACAAGGACCCAGUGGAGCGAGGAGUCCUGAACCUGUCCACCGCUCAAGUGGAAUACAGUGAGGAUCAGCAAGCUAUGCUCAAGAGUCCCAACACAUUUGGUGUGUGCACUAAGCACAGAGGGAUUCUGCUCCAGGCCAACAAUGAUAAAGACAUGAACGACUGGCUGUAUGCUUUUAACCCACUGCUAGCAGGAACAAUAAGGUCCAAACUGGCGAGAAGACGCUCUGCUUUACUGAAGGACUAAACAAGCUUCUCUGUUUGAAGAGAUCAUGCUCUGUUUCUUCUCCCUAGCCUUCGAGUGUUAACACUUAUUAAAACUUUGUGAUUCUUGAUGGUUUUCUCUUGUAUGUAGACCUGUGGCUUAAGUCUCCUCUCCAGCAAAUGAACUCUUGAGUUUCUGAACUUUCCCUUUCCUCCCUUUUUUUCACUCUCUUCCUCUCUUUCCUUCCUAACCCCUUCCCUAUUUCGUUCGUUUGGAUCCUUUCCGUCUUUAAGUUUUUCGUUCUCUGCCAUAAGCGGAACCUUCUUCUAGUAGCAUGUCGUAAUAGUCUGUUUGUGUGUGUGCACGAUUUUUCCGAGCAGUUUCUCUUCUCUAUUUGAGUUAUUGUUCGUCUGUAACGAUCGUCUUUUAUCAGUGUUAUCUGUUGAGUCAGGUACGUUUUUUUGUUUUUUUUCUCCCGCAUGGCCACAGCAGCAGUCCUCAGGAUAUGAGCAGUUUGCUUCACAAAGCCUCACAGAGUACCACUGAACAUAGAUCAAAUACACUUAUAUGACUAUCUGAAAAGAAAUAUUUCUCUCAUAGAAAAUAAUAGCUCAGUAGUUUUUACACUAGUGAGUAGAUGUUCCAACACUGGAAGGGAAGGAGACGCGUAAGGGGCCAAGGCAUGAAUUUGAUCGGGUUUAUGACUAAACCUGGAACCAGUCAGCGUUUAUUAUGAGUAUUACAGGUAAGCUGGAUGAAGAAUGUGGACAGAUUUCGUUUCUGCGCUCCAUCAGGCAGUGCUCCAGCACAGUGCGUUUACUUUUAAUUAAUUGAUUAAUUAAAUUUGUGUGUAGUAAAGGGAUAACAUAUUUCCCAUUUGUAAAGGUGCAUUACUACGUAGCUCUACAGAAGGAUGAAAGAAUGAGAACAGCUCGGCUUUUACAUUCCAAAUAACAGCCACAAAUGAGAAGAAACUAUUAUUUGUAACUAAUUUUCAGGUUUCCCACACUUUCACGCUAGUCAUUCUGAAACAAGAGACAUUCCUUUCUUUUUUUCUUUCUUUCUUUCUUUCUUCCUUCCUGUUUUCCGCAUGAUCUUUUAUUUAUUGCUAGAUCGCAGCAGUUGUUUCCGCCAGGCAGAUUUGAUAUCCACAGGCCUGUGGUACUGAUACUGGAGCUUCGCUGAAUACCGAUACAGUGGUGAUGAACCUGCCUCAUUGCUCUGCAUCAGGACAAAAAGUUCCAUGACCAUGUUGAACCUACCUGAUGCUAUGAAUUUAAACUACUAAUUAUUGUACUCCGUAUGUUAACUUAUUAUUUCUAAUGCUGCUUGUUUUAUAUCACAUUAACCUGGAAAUGAAGCAGGAUGUUUUUUUUUUUUGUUUUUUUUGUCGUUGUUUUUUCUUUUGAUAGAUUUGCACAUUGACACAAACACAACUGGAUCACUGAAGCAGAUUUCGGUCCAACACUGUUUGAAGAAUUAAUUAUUUUGCAGCGUAACAUGUAGAAAGUGAAAAGAAUAUACUGUAUGCUCAUGCCUUUGCAUUUAUGAAAGAGGUUUCCUCUGUUAAUGUUUGAUGCAAUUAGAGUUUGGAAGUCUUUCAGUCUUUGCCUCGAAUUAUUGGAGUUUGCGACAAGUAGAUUAUAUGUGUCUUGGCGCACUGAAAAGCCACUGGCCAGCCAACCAGCAGGCUGUGUGCUUCACAUAAUCUCUAAAGCUAGUGCAAAUUUCCUGCUUAGUAUAAGAUCUGGCGGUCCAAUGAAGUAAAGAUGAUAAAAUGAAGACUGGUUUAGCCUUGAAAGCGUUUAGAUAACAAAGCAAAAUUAUGCUAUGAUGAUCCAGUUCCGAGGUCAACCAACCUCAGAAACGGGAAUUACAAAGGCAAAUACUUUGGUUUCAAAUGUUAUCUUUGCACAUAUAUUUAUUCCAUAUGGCAUUUUUAAGGGAAAUGGCUGUUGUCAUGCCUUUGUUUCAUCAUACUUUCAGUACUGAAGAAGAAGAAAUGUGAUGUAAUGAAUUGCACAAGUCUUGACAGAGCAAAGAGUUUCUUUAGUUAGAGAGACGUUCUAACUGUAUAGACCUAAAUAGACAGGCAUCGUGUAGGGUUCUUCUCUUUCGUUCGCAGUGUAUAUAUUAAUUUGCAGUUCUUUGCACAUUUAGGAGGUGAUGACUGAUGACUGACUAACAGAUCAAAUAAAGCCUGAAGUGGAUUUCUGGUGUUCACUUAAAUGAGAACAAGAUCAGAUUAUUACUGUAUAUGAUGGUGUGUUACAGUUGGGAGUGGAUUUAUGAAUGUACCUCUGGGAUGUCACUAACAAAUGAUCACUAAUUGCGUUGGUGUUAGAAUAAAAAAAGGGAAAUGUUUUUUUUUUGUUUGUUUGUUUUUUCAAACUGCCAGCUUGAUUCACUGUAGUGCUUCCUGUUGCUUUCGUUUGGUUGCGCCACUCCUUUACAAACCCAGUUUGAGUUCAGGUGUGUACUUCAGAGUUGUGAUGAUGUGGGGAGGGAUACUGUUUAGAUUUAUUUUCUAAUAUCAGGGACUAUAUUUUUUAGAGAUAUUCCAGAAUUAAUCAUUACUCACGCGUAUACCAUUUUAGUCUUCGUGUCUCAGUCAUUGUAUUGCAUUUUUCCCAUGCUGCCUUCACAACCACUCUGGUAUACACUCCUCCUCCUCAGAGGCCUCCGUUUAUUAAACUCCCUCUCGUUUCGUUGAAAGACAACGAGCUAAACCAAGGCGUUAACACUGUACAUUAUUUGUCAGAUUGGCUUCAUUUUCAUACUUAUUUUGUAAAUAUUACAUGUUGUAUGGAGCUUGAAUUAAUAUGUAAAUAUGUCUCCUGUAUUUGUAAUACUUAUAAUCCAUUCGCUGUAUAGCUUAGAUGUGUAAUGCAGAUAUCUUAAUUCUGUGUAUGGUAAUCUUGCACCAUUGAUCUGUUUAGUGAAUGAGGUAACAAUAAAGUCCAUCCAGUGCAUUAGCAGAGGAACAUCA